AUUUGGUUUUGUGCGUGUUAAUUGGAUACUUAAAACCACAUCAACAUGAACACUGUACCAUUCAUGCCCUACAAUGCCGCCUUCUACCCCGUAUCUUCCAAUUACUUCCCAGCCAGCCAUGUGGACAUCGACGCUCCAAUCGAUUUAAGUGUUAAAAAAACUUGCACACCGUUCGCGUUCCCACCAACCCAACUGCCCUACAUCGAGCCAUCAGAAUCCUCCGUUUGCCUCAGCCCGAAAUCAGUGUCCGACUCCGACGGAUCGGAAUACUCGGAAUCAUCCACCGGUGUGUCUUCAGUGGACGUGAAACUUGGUGGACCGAAAGCAGUGAGGCCCUUCAAGGCAUUUCCGAAAGAUCCGCUAAGUCUCAGCUUGGGAACAUCGUUGCCCACACUAUGCGACUACAACUCGGACGAGGCUUACGAAGAAUUCAGGGAGAAGAUGCUGGCCAGGGUGCGCACCAACACGGGAACCAACAAGAACAUGAGAAGGAACUCGCAAAGUCAGACGGCGCAAAGCGAAGACCCCAACUACCGGGAGAAAAGGAGGAAGAACAACGAAGCGGCGAAGAGAUCGAGGGACGCGAGGAAAGCUAAAGAAGACGAGAUCGCGGUCAGAUGCGCCUUUCUGGAACAAGAGAACAUCAAACUGAAGAUGCAGAUAAGCUCUGUCGAACAGGAGAACGCCAGGAUGAGGAUGAUGUGCAGUGUCAAUAAGUAAAUCUUUUGGCUACCUCCUCCAUUCUUUUUUGUACUAUCGAGAGCUUUAUUUUUACGUAAACUUGGAAAUCUGUGUUUGGCGGCUCAACUGUGGAUUUUCGUAUUGGUUUAUCACUUUUCUGGUCAAUUAGGUUUAAUGAAUUCAUAUAUUGUAUAUAAGUAUUUAUUUUAUGUAUAGAAUAGUUUUAAGAGAUGUCAUGUGUAACUGUAUUUUGUAUAGAAAUAUAAUUUAUAAAAU
Molecule: messenger RNA, 957 nt
Organism: Aethina tumida (small hive beetle)
Lineage: Eukaryota; Metazoa; Arthropoda; Insecta; Coleoptera; Nitidulidae
Product: protein giant-like
Exons: 2
Coding region: 46-720 (224 amino acids)
Biological process (GO): regulation of transcription by RNA polymerase II
Cellular component (GO): nucleus
Molecular function (GO): DNA-binding transcription factor activity, RNA polymerase II-specific; RNA polymerase II cis-regulatory region sequence-specific DNA binding
Source: RefSeq, a predicted model, not a curated record